Messenger RNA from Hibiscus syriacus, 429 nucleotides. RefSeq lists its product as uncharacterized. Bases 1 to 429 code for a protein of 142 amino acids. NCBI's taxonomy places the organism in Eukaryota, Viridiplantae, Streptophyta, Magnoliopsida, Malvales, Malvaceae. The record is from RefSeq and is a predicted model, not a curated record. The transcript is spliced from 2 exons.
AUGGCAAAACAAGAAAGCUACUUCUUUAGUUGGCCACCGGUCGGUGCUCCGUUGAAUGUACAAAGAGAGGAAGACCAUUGGAAACAUUUCGACAGCUAUGUCAAUGCCGUGUCUUUUGGCUUUGUUGCUACCGCCAUUCUCAUCUCCAUGUUCUUAGUAAUGGCCAUCUUCGAACGCUUUCUUAGACCCAACUCUUCUUCAUCCCCCAACCAUGGUGACCUUGAAUCUCAACUCGGUUUUAAUGGCAAGCUCAGCCACCCAUCACCAAAAAUAACAGUAUACACCAGUGGAUUUUCAGUGUUAAUGCCGGGGGACGAGGUUCCUACUUUCAUCGUGCACCCGGCUCCGGUUCCCAGUCCCCCUGAACGUCCUUCAUUGCCUCAACAGCAACAAAACCCAUUGAACAACCCUGCCUCAAACUUGACGUAA